Messenger RNA from Hydractinia symbiolongicarpus, 3583 nucleotides. Its product is annotated as anoctamin-4-like. Lineage: Eukaryota; Metazoa; Cnidaria; Hydrozoa; Anthoathecata; Hydractiniidae. Gene Ontology annotation, molecular function: chloride channel activity; protein dimerization activity. Bases 138 to 2894 code for a protein of 918 amino acids. Gene Ontology annotation, cellular component: plasma membrane. The record is from RefSeq and is a predicted model, not a curated record. Gene Ontology annotation, biological process: chloride transmembrane transport. The transcript has 8 exons.
AACAAAGAGUUAAAGAACAAUGGAAGAUCGUAAAGUCCAUCACGCCUUGUUGGGUUUAUUAUUCACUGCUGCAAAAAGUAAUUUAUGCAACCCUGAGCAGAUAUAUAUUGUUAUUUUAUCGCUAUUCUUGGCUUUUAAUGGCUGACGACAACCUAGCGACUCAGGAGGUAGGGCGGACAUUAAACAAAGAAGAAAAUAAGGAGCCUGUAGUCCAAAAUCCUACAAUGGCAGAUGAUCGUUCGGGACUUUUGACGAGCAUGGAGAUGGCGGAAAAGAAGAAGAGCAACUCGAUCAAAAGUUUAUACUUUGAGGAUGGUAUUCGGCAGAUUGAUCAUAUGCUUGCCUACGAAAUUGUUGCUGGAGAUGAUGAAAAAGAAGCUGCAAAGAAAGAGGAAUAUCGCCAAACAUAUAUAAAAAAUUUGCAGUCCAAAGGAUUGGAAAUAGAACAUGCAGAAAUCAGCAGUGGAGACCAGGGAAAAGAAGCCUAUGGGACGUUUGACGAAAGUAAAAAGCAGGAAAGUGAUGUUCGUUUUAUUAAAGUCCACGCCCCAUUUGAAGUGCUCUGUGACACCGCUGAAGAUAUGAAGAUGAAAAUGCCGAUCGCCGAAAAUGACAUCUAUAUCAAAGAAUGGUAUGAGAAAUUGGGUGGCGUGUACGACUUUUUUAAAAAGUUCGAUCCUUUUGAAAUUCGCGACCCAGCAACAAAGCCAGAACAGAAGUACUUUGUCACGCAUUUCGAUAAAGAUAGAUUACAAGAAUACAUUAACGGUGACAAACCAGAUCAGUUUUUUUCAGUAGCUGAGCGUGGAAGAUUAGUUUUUUACAUCCUAGAGAAAACCAAAUUUGGUCCAAAAGAGUUAGACUUGGGUGUAUUCAACUUGCAACACAAAGGCGUCUUUAUAGACGCUUACCCCCUUCACGAUGGACAGGUGCGUGAGGAUUCCAGCCUACCGCCAGUUAACGACAGACAGCGUCUACAAGCUGAUUGGGCUACAAUGAAAAGAUUUUUUAAGUACCAACCGAUACCAGCUAUCAAGGAUUAUUUUGGGGAAAAGAUUGCCCUCUAUUUUGCAUGGCUUGGUUUUUACACCAUGUUUUUAGUCCCUGCUGCGAUUGUUGGCUUCCUCUGUUUCCUCUACGGCGUAACUUCAGCUUGGGAUUAUGUACCGGUGAAAGAAAUUUGCAACCCGUCAGACAAAAACGGCACACACUUGUUUUAUAUGUGCCCGUUAUGUGACAAACUGUGUUCGUAUUAUCUACUGCAAACUCAAGGAUGUAUGUAUAGUAAAAUCACCCAUUUUUUCGACAAUGAAGCUACAUUAUUUUUUGCAGUGUUUAUGUCGCUUUGGGCCACCAUCUUUCUCGAGUUUUGGAAAAGAAAACAAGUCACAUUGGCUUACGAUUGGCACACGAUGGAUUUUGAAGAAGAAGAAGAAAGACCACGCCCGGAAUAUUUGGCAUCUGUCACCAGAUUGAAGGAGAACCCAGUCACACUUAAGAUGGAACCAUACAUGCCUACUGGUCAAAGAAUGACUCGACUAUUUGGCGCGUUUGGUGUUGUUGUUUUCUUCAUCAUUCUUGUUUUGGCUGCCAUUACUGGCGUAAUAGUUUUCCGCGCUGCAUUUUACGCCUUCUUGAUUGGUCAAAGAAAUCAGUUAAUUCGUCAGCGAUCAAAAAUUGUCAACUCUGCAUGUGCUGCUUGUAUUAAUUUAGUCGCUAUCAAUCUUCUCAAAUUUAUCUACCAAAGAAUUGCUGUAAAAAUUACAGACUGGGAAAAUCCUCGAACGAAGACGGAUUACGAGGACAGCUUUACAGUUAAAAUGUUUUGGUUUCAAUUCGUUAACACCUAUUCGUCCAUCUUCUAUGUGGCGUUUUUUAAAGGUGAAUAUUUCACUGGUACUCCAGGGCAGUACAAACGAUUCACCAAUAAAAAUUUCCGUUUCGAUGGUUGCUCCGUGCAAGGUUGCUUUCUUGAGUUAACCGUGCAACUAAUAAUCAUUAUGGUUGGCCAACAAAUCAUCGGCAAUAUCAUGGAAAUUGUCAUCCCUUACUUAAAAAACAAAUUCCGAGACUGGAAGAACCGCAAGACACAAGCUUACUCUGCUGCUGAUGAACCACAGUGGGUGACAGAUUUCGAAUGUGAAAUGCAAACGAAAUUCUCGCUGUUCUGGCAGUAUCUUGAAAUAGUUCUUCAAUACGGUUUUGUUACGAUGUUUGUGGCUGCGUUUCCGCUCGCUCCCUUUUUCGCCCUGGCUAACAAUUUGGUCGAAAUUCGUUUGGAUGGUGUGAACUUCAUUCACAACUUUAGAAGGCCUGCUGCCGAACGUGCUGAAGAUAUCGGUGCCUGGUACGGUAUCCUAGCAACGCUGACCACAUUCUCCACCAUCGUGAAUGCUUUCGUACUUGCAUUCACAUCCGAAUUGAUACCUCGGCUGGCUUACAAAUACUACUUCUCAGAAACAAACGAUUUGCAUGGCUUUACUAACUUCACCUUGUCUUACUUCAAAGUAUCUGAUUUUAAAAACGCAUCUCGCCCUGAUAAUGCUACUUUAAAUGGCUAUCCAAUACAAGACUAUUGCAGAUACCCCGGGUUUCACGAAGAUACUUCUCCGUACAGGAGAAGCAAGGACUACUGGAUCAUUCUUGCUGCGCGAUUGUCUUUUAUCAUAGCAUUCCAGGCUUUCGUGUUGGCUGUCACGUUUGUUGUGGCGUACCUCAUUCCAGAUGUGCCGAAAACCUUGGAAUUGAAAGUGAAGCGUGAAAAUUUCAUCGCAUCAGAAGCAGAGAAAAACCACAAAGAGAAAUCUGGAAAGCGAAAGCCAAGACCAGAUGUGGAGAAAACUCACACGCAUCGUGAACCGGACGAUGGACCGGUUGACUCGGUUGGAGUUUAGAAUGAGCGUUUUUAGCGGCACGAUUUAAUGUUUUUUGAGUUAUUUCUUUUAAAAAAUUUGUACGUGUUUUCGUGAAUUAAGAAUGUAUAUAAAUUAAUUUUUGUCUCUGAACUUUUUUUACACAUUUUUAAUGUUUUGCUACACCUUUCUUAUUUGCUUUAUUUAUUUAUCACUACUUUUAUGUCAACUUCGUCUCCAGUGUCUGUAAACCUGCAAAUAUAUUCGUUUGUCUCUGAUAUUCAAGGUUGUCCAUCUUUUUUAUAUACACCGCAAAUCGAGAAUAUGAUUAACAUUUUCGCACGCCUUGUUUCGAGAGUAAGACUCGGUAUUUUUUUUAUUCUUCAGUGACAUAGUGUAUUUUUCAGUGACAUAGUGUAUUCUUCUAUUUUUGUUUGGCAAUAAGCCCUCCUUCGUUGGGUAUGUUUUUGUAGUGUUAUAAAUAUGAGAUUAGUUUAGUUGUGUUUGUCAGUUGUCAUUUCAGCCUUUUCAAUAUUGAUAGCUUCUUCGUCACGUUGUAAAACAUUUAUGAAGAAAAUGGAAUAGUUAACCACAAAAGUAAAUUGAAGCGGCUGUUGCUGGGCAACUUUUAUCAUUUCCAGCAUGUGCUUAGUGAUAGAUUAAAUAAAUGACUAUUUUUGUACGAAAUAAAUUUUAAAUGAGAGAAAAUACUCACGGGAGAAUAUCAACAA